Molecule: messenger RNA, 3326 nt
Organism: Monascus purpureus
Lineage: Eukaryota; Fungi; Ascomycota; Eurotiomycetes; Eurotiales; Aspergillaceae
Source: the annotation of a GenBank genome assembly
UUCCAGGAGCUCUUAGAACAGCCCAGCGCCAGCUCUAUAUGAAGAUGAAUAUUCGACCCCUUGAUUGACGGCUUCUUAAGUCUCAACGAUCGGAAGCCUGCAUUUGCUUCGCAUCACCUGUCGCAGCUUGUCUCACGAUCUACAGCGUACCGGACGAGGCGAAUUGACAAACCGCGUCUACCUGCAUACUACAAUCGUUGUUUAUUAUUGUUCACAAAUACAUAAUGCUGCUCACUGGCUGGACUGCGAAAUGCUGGAUAUGCGCCGUGAUUUACCUCUUCCUCAUCCUGACCAGACAGGCGACGAGCGAGCCCAUCACCUCAAACUUCGAACAACGUUCUAGAGAAGACACGGAGAUUACAGACGCAGUAUGCUCUUUUAAGGACUGGAGAGAGGUACAGGCGGGAGUCUUUCGACUACCCACAUGUACAGAGACGCGAUGGGAGUCCCGCGCAAGAACGGCGGUUCAUGGGAAUGCGACAACUAUAGAUCGAAGACAGCAGACGCCAACUGCUUCUAUCGAAUCCUCUGUUUCUGCUAGCAGUACGGCCGUUCCUACAACCGACCAACCGAACGAUCAAGAACUCGACACUGACUCGCCGCUUGACAAUGCGAAUUUCUUAUCGUUCGAGGACUGGAAGAAACAGAAUCUCGCCAAGGUUGGCCAAUCAAUCGAGAAUGUCAGUGGUAACAGGCGAGCGACGGCCGCGACAAAGGGAGACAGGCGGCGGCCUACAGGGAUUAACAAUGCGUUGGAUUCUUUCGGAGAUGAAGCGGAAAUCGAACUUGACUUCGGUGGAUUUGGUGCUGAACCCCCGACUACCGCGAAACCUACGUCAUGGGGGAUGAAUGAUCCUUCCCAGGACCCUUCAAAUAUCAAAAAUGGCGACGGAAGGUUUGCGGCAGGUUCGCCUUCUCAAGGCGUGGAGUGGACAGGCACAUCACGUAGACACGACGCUGGCACCACCUGCAAGGAAAGAUUCAAUUACGCCUCGUUUGACUGCGCUGCUACCGUCUUAAAGACCAAUCCUGAGUGCAAGGGCUCAUCGUCGGUCCUGGUCGAGAACAAAGAUAGCUAUAUGCUCAACGAAUGUCGGGCCCAGAACAAAUUUCUCAUCCUGGAACUAUGUGAUGAUAUCCUGGUCGAUACGGUUGUCCUUGCGAACUACGAGUUCUUCAGCUCCAUAUUUCGUACCUUCAGGGUCAGUGUUUCUGACCGUUACCCAGCGAAGCCUGAUCAGUGGAAGGAACUUGGUGUUUACGAGGGAAGGAAUACGCGCGAGGUUCAAGCCUUUGCUGUCGAGAACCCUCUUAUCUGGGCCCGUUACCUCAAGAUUGAGUUUCUGACACACUAUGGAUCCGAGUUUUACUGCCCGCUCAGUCUUAUCCGAGUGCAUGGGACUACAAUGAUGGAGGAAUAUAAGCAUGACUGGGACGGCAGUCGAAUUGAUGAAGUACUUGGUGAGACGACUGCCGAACCUAGCUAUGUGGCGGUCGAAAAUGAAACAGAGCAGGUCUUGGACCCUCCGACCGUUGAAGUGAAGCAAACAGUCGAAACAGAAGAGAAAGAUGAAGAUGUACACGCCCCGAUCGAGACGUCUCCCAACCCACAAGCAGAAAUUGAGAUAGCUUUGUUUGAAGGCCGUGUUGAAAUCCCAGACCUUUGUCCUGUUAUUGAAGUGCCACCUGUUGUAACUGGAUCUGGCAGUUUCACUGGGUCUGUACAAACUCAAGUGGCGGCAGCUAACGCUACCAUCAUUAGUGGGGAGAGUUAUUCCUCUGUACAGCCUUCAGCUGUUGUUGGAUCGUCGAAAGAAACGGGUGACGUCCAGAAAACUGUUGAACCUGCCACGGUCAAUGCCACGUCAGCAAAGCAGACAGAUUCGGCAUCUAUCGAACGAAAUGCGACUGCUGAGACUGAAACAAAGCCGAGCAUUGUUCCAAAGGAAGAGCAAAUUUCUACCCCGGAGUCAAUCAGGCCAACUGUCACACAACCGCCUUCCCCAAACCCAACCACCCAAGAAUCCUUUUUUAAGUCCGUGAACAAGCGGUUACAGAUGCUCGAGUCGAAUUCCACCCUAUCGCUUCUGUACAUUGAGGAGCAGUCACGCAUAUUACGUGACGCAUUCAGCAAAGUUGAGAAACGACAGCUUGCAAAGACAAUAUCAUUUCUGGAGAACUUGAAUACGACUGUUCGAAGCGAGUUGAAGCAGUUCCGUCAGCAAUACGAGGAAGUAUGGAAGUCGGUUGCUUCCGAAUUUGAUCAUCAAAAUAUCCAAUACCACCAAGAGAUCUACUCCCUAAGUAGACAAAUGAGCGUACUAGCUGAUGAACUCGUUUUUCAAAAGCGUGUUUCCGUGGUCCAAAGUGUCAUGGUCCUCUUCUGCUUUGGCCUGGUCCUUUUCUCUCGCGGACCAGUCAGUAGCUAUCUCGAAUUACCCAGUGUCCAGAACAUGGUUUCUCGGUCAUAUGGUCUGAGAGCAUCGUCCCCGAUUUUUGCCUCACGAUCUCCAAGCCCGAGCUCACCAAGGGCGGCGCCUGCUUACCAUGAGGACAGUGGCCACAGGCGGAAUAUUUCUAGUGACUCACAGGCCACCGACUUUUCUAGUCCCUCACCGACAACCGCAUAUGAUCCGCGGACCCCGACAUCAGAUGGCUCCAGUGGAUCGCCGCUGGCAGAGAAUAUGGGGCAGCCGGAGAUGGAGACAGAGCCUAUCAUGAUACCAGUUUCCAGGACGGAAAGUAGCCCUGCUGUCUUGACUACGACUAGCGAUGACACCGACGAGGAUGAGGUUUUACAAUCAUCGAAAGAAGAAUAAUCCAACGCUUCUCAGUCUUGUGGGGAGUCGCCCCUCCAAAAAUCGCGCUAUAUGGGAAGCUGUACCCUGUACCCUGUCCACUGACCGAUCUGCUGGAAGGAUUCGGUUGCUUGGACCUGGGACCAUUCUCUCGCCCGAACAUCAUGUUUGACUUGUGUGCAUGGCAUUCUACAGUGUCAAGCCAUCCGUACACUUUUACGCAUUUAGCCUCAAGGCAACAGGAAGCCUGACUUGGCGACAUUCCGUUGGAGUUGGGGCUGUUGUGGAGAGCUCGCAUCUACCACGUAGCAUCGUGGCAUUAUCAGAAGAUCAUCAUGAUCUGUGAUACCCAGUAUUAUUUUCACUGCCUUUUUUUCUGCUUUUCUUUAUUUCUUUUUUGGGACAGGGACUCGCAUAUUUGCAUUUUCCCCAUGUAUACAUGCAUAGAUUAGAACCUACUUCGGCAACGAACUCUGUAAAUAAUUGUGUAGUGAUAGUUCAUAAUGUCAGCCAAAGAUGAUGAUGGAG